This is a messenger RNA of Vigna radiata var. radiata (mung bean), 1467 nucleotides long. RefSeq names its product probable U3 small nucleolar RNA-associated protein 11. The coding region runs from base 428 to 1117 and encodes 229 amino acids. The record is from RefSeq and is a predicted model, not a curated record. Gene Ontology annotation, cellular component: nucleolus; small-subunit processome. The transcript has 10 exons. Lineage: Eukaryota; Viridiplantae; Streptophyta; Magnoliopsida; Fabales; Fabaceae. Gene Ontology annotation, biological process: rRNA processing.
GUAGCCCCAUUGUUUUGUGCCACCAUGAAGUAUUUCCAUUUGUGAAACAAACCCUGUCUACGAGCUGAAGGUUCCUGCGGCAUCCACCUCUUCCAGAACUGCAAAACUCACUGCCCUUCUCUCAAUCACCCUUACGAGCUCAGAGAGUCGACGGCAGCAUCAACCUCAGAACUUGCAAGAACUGCAAAAUCCAUUUUGAUCCUUCUCUCAAUCAUCCUCUUGCUUGGCGAUUUCAUAUUGCCCAUUUUGGAGUGUCAAGGGGCAAUCAAGCCUAGGCCUAGGGUUCUCAUUCCUCUUUUCCGUGCGUGCUUUGUGAGGAAAGAACGAAUUCAGGCUAAUAGGUUGUUAUUAUUACCCGAAAAGAAAAGCAAACGCAGAAGCCAUCAUUGCAAAGGAGUGAGUCGACGAAGACAAUCCAAAACCAAACAUGUCCUCCCUUCGAAAUGCCAUUCCCAGUCGUGCGCACAAAGAGCGUUCUCAACCGUCAGCGAGGAAAAAGUUCGGCUUGCUCGAAAAGCAUAAGGAUUAUGUCCAACGUGCUAAAGCAUUCCACAAGAAAGAGGAUACUUUACGGAAACUUAGGGAAAAAGCAGCUAAUAGGAAUGAAGAUGAGUUUUACUUCAAGAUGGUUAGAACAAAAACAGUUGAUGGAGUUCACAGACCAGAGAGUGAAGCAAAUAAGUACACUCAGGAAGAGCUUAUGCUUAUGAAGACUCAGGAUAUGGGUUACAUUCUUCAGAAGGUUCAGAGUGAGAGAAAGAAAAUUGAAAGGCUAACUGCCUCGCUACACUCUAUUGAUAAUCAACCUGCAAACAAACAUGUUUUCUUUGCUGAGGACAGGGAAGAGGCUAAAGAGUUACAAUCAAGAUAUUCAAAAAGUGAAAUUCCUCUUACUAUCGAUAAUAUUCCUACUGGCAUUAAGAGGAAAACAGAUCGGUCUUAUAAAGAGUUGGAAGCAAGAAAAGAUAGACUAAGCCAAUUAGAGAAAAUCUACAUGGAUAUGGCAAUGAAGAAGGAGUUGCAGAAAAAUGGUAGGAAACGCAAACUAACUGAGGAUGAGAUUGUCUGUCCAACAAGUCAACCAGUGUACAAGUGGCGUGCUGAAAGAAAACGAUAAUUGAGUUCUUUUUGGCCUUUUUACUAUUUAGCACAAUGAUUAAAUACUUGUGGGUUGGAUCCGAGUAGUCCAAUGAAGAAGGUGAUUUUACAUGUGAAGCAUCAACUUUUGUAGCUGCAGAAUAGAAAGGCAUACAUUAAUACGAUUAAUUGGGAUCACUAUUGGUGCCAAUAGCUGUCGCUUUCUUGUUUACAAUUCCUUUAUCAUGUAACCAUUUUGUUUACCCUUUUGAGUAUUCUUCUUUGAUGUUGUGGCGACUAAAUUUUGGAAGGUUACCUAACAUCUAUGAUAUUUUUAUAUCUGACAUCUGGAACAUAACAAUAUAUAAAGGAAAUACUACUUUUUGUUUA